Molecule: messenger RNA, 1215 nt
Organism: Toxorhynchites rutilus septentrionalis
Lineage: Eukaryota; Metazoa; Arthropoda; Insecta; Diptera; Culicidae
Exons: 3
Coding region: 248-685 (145 amino acids)
Source: RefSeq, a predicted model, not a curated record
AAUGAUUAAGUUAGUCAAUGCGCAGCGAACGGCCGAGCAUCAGAUCGCGUGACAAUAAAGAAGUUAACCGCAGUGCGCGUGCGAAACAAGGCAUUGUGAUUAUUUAGAACAUUCCGCGUGGGAGCAAAAAAAAGGAUUUCAAAGCGAAGGUGCUAGUUUUUUUUUUUUUUUUUUUGAAAAUAGUGAGCAUAAUAGUGAACGUGAGAAGGGGAAACAAUUUGAUCUACAUCUCAAGUGAAAUUUAAAAAUGGAAUCAGUGUAUAAGAUAAGCGCCUGCCGCGGAGCCAAAACCCCCCAGAACGCCUGUUUCGGCGUUUCCAGCCUCCGGCUGGCCCUGCCAGUGCUCUGUUUGCUAGCGAUAUUAGCGCAAACCUCCGCCAGACCUUCAGACGCUACCAAGGCGGCGGUUACGCCUGCGCCUGCGGAUGAACACAGCCGGCAAGCGCACGCUCUCCGCCAUAAUCUCAGCCGACGCUCGAUCGCGGCGGAGCAGGACGAGACUGAUUACUACGAUGAGGACUAUAAGCGCGUCAAACGUUGUUAUGAGGAUGAAGACGUUAAUGAACUGUGCCAGCGCUGCUCGAAGGUGACGAAAUCGGCGAUCGUUUUUCCCAUGUGCUGCAGUAACGAGGACCAAACGAUGGAUUGGUGCGAGGCAUACGUCUAUUAUGGCAUACAGAAUUGAUGAUUAUCUGGCCGACUUAAUCGGAAGUGCUUAUUCCACUCAAAAGUGAAACAUUAGUUAUCAGAAAAUAUUUAUUCGCCCAUAAUAGCCCCAUCAUCGUUCUUCGUAUUAAUUUAUUGCAUAAAUCAUUCAAUCACAUAAAAAUUAUAAGACUGCUGUGAUUUCCAAGUAGCUAUAAGUCAAAGCACGAUAACGGAAUAACGUUGAUCAUCGUGAACUACAUUAUUAGUUAUUAGGAUAUCAAAUUAAGGGGUGCCAAUAAGACUUAAUCUGUUAACUUUAAUAACUGCCACGGAGAGAACAUUAUAUUAAAUCACAGCCAACAGAUAAACAAGCUAGGGUAUGAAUAUUGACUCCAAAAUAUAGAACAUUUGCCAGAAUUGAAAGGUCAGACAUAUAUUGCAAUUUUAGCUUCUACGUGAAACGCAAUUUCGGUAUCAAAACACAUAUUAUAAUUGUAGACAUUCUCGUUAGGUCUACGUAAGGGAACUAUGAACUUGGACGUCUGUUUACUGUGAUAAAAAUAACUA